AUGCUGGUAAGUCGUUUCUUGGACUACAUGAUGGUGGAUACCAAGCCAUUGAUAAGUCAAGUACAUAAGUUACAAGUGCUCAUCCUAGAACUUCUUGCCGAAGGGAUGUUCAUUAAUGAAGCCUUUCAAGUUGCUGUAAUGAUUGAGAAGUUGCCUCCUAGUUGGGGAGACUUCAGAAACUAUCUCAAGCACAAGAAAAAGGAAAUGGACAUGGAGGCUCUUAUUGGAAAGCUUCGAAUUGAAGAUGACAAUAGGAGGUCUGACAUAAGAUCCAUGAAGACCAUAAUGAAAGCAAAUGUUGUGAAGCAUGGAAGUAGCUCCAAGAAUAAGAAAAAUCCUGGAAAGAGUUCUAAGACUGUCGAAGAGAAAGAGGAACAUAGAGACAACAACGAUGGAGCACAUCACAAGAGAGAUAUUCGUAAGAAUUUGGUGUCUAGAUCGUUGCUAAGCAAACAUGGUUUUCGCUUAGUGUUUGAGUCAGACAAGAUUAUCUUAUUCAAGUAUGGGAUGUUUAUUCAGGACAGACACGAUGCCGCCAAAGUGAUAGAGAAGAGCCUGCUGGAGCUGCAUCAGGUGUUCUUGGAUAUGGCUGUCAUGGUGGAGGCACAGGGCGAGCAGAUGGAUGACAUUGAACACCAUGUUUUGAAUUCUUCUUACUAUGUCAAGGAUGGAACCAAACAGCUUCAUACUGCCAAGGACUACCAGAGGAGUAGCAGGAAGUGGAUGUGCAUUGGGUUGAUACUUUUGCUGCUCGUCAUUCUUGUUGUGGUCGUCCCCAUUGUCACCAGCUUCGCUGACUCUUAG
Molecule: messenger RNA, 804 nt
Organism: Ziziphus jujuba (common jujube)
Lineage: Eukaryota; Viridiplantae; Streptophyta; Magnoliopsida; Rosales; Rhamnaceae
Exons: 4
Coding region: 1-804 (267 amino acids)
Biological process (GO): intracellular protein transport; exocytosis; vesicle fusion
Cellular component (GO): plasma membrane; SNARE complex; endomembrane system
Molecular function (GO): SNAP receptor activity; SNARE binding
Source: RefSeq, a predicted model, not a curated record